CUAAUAUGGCUCGUGCUAGAUUUCAGAGCGGUAGGACCCAGUCAGGCAUCCUGGGACUGCACAGGGGCGUGUGUGCGAGAGCGUAACUGUCUGCAAGAGGGAAAAGAGAAGGGAGAGAGAUGUUGACGCAGGUUUUCACUUCUGUCUGAGUGCGUCACUCUUCCGUGCAGUCAUGUAAGUAAACGCUGAACACGCUCUCACUGCAGAGAGAAACAUAUGGAUUGGAGCUCUCACAGGUCUGCUCGUCGGCUGCACUGAAAUGGAAACAUGUGGGUACUGAGUAUCGUGCUCUCUCUUGCGUCUGCCGCUGCUUGGACCUGCUUAUAGUACCAGCCUCAGCUUUCCUGCCUGCUUGCUGCCCACAUCAGUGAAAGGACUGUCCGCCCAACCCCACAAUCCCUGUGACCCCGAACGACCCCUACACAAACACACAGAGCUGAAGUGGGCACUAUUGAAUCAGCCAAUCAGAUUCAAGGAUUUUUGCUUUGGGAUCCAUUACUGCAGUUCUCUUUUUCCUAGCAGCAACAUUGUUUUGUCCUUUUUGCUUUGGCCUGGUGUGCAUCCACAAGGAAAGAGGAGCUUAAUGAUCUAAGAAGGAGAGGAACAUUCUUAAAAGGACAAACACAAGCACACCCAAAGCACUUUGGGAUAUUAAGGAAUUGAAGUUUGCUUGCCGCUAAAGCGUGUUGAGAUGGCGAUGAACAUGGCUUACAUGCGGGACACGAAAUGGCUGACGCUGGAGGUGUGUCGGGAGUUUCAGCGUGGAACGUGCACUCGCUCUGAUGCUGAGUGCAAGUUUGCACAUCCCGCCAAGAGCUGCCAGGUGGAGAACGGGAGAGUCAUCGCGUGCUUUGACUCACUGAAGGGUCGUUGUUCCAGAGAGAACUGUAAGUACCUGCACCCUCCUCCUCACCUGAAGACGCAGCUGGAGAUUAAUGGCCGUAACAAUCUGAUCCAGCAGAAGAACAUGGCAAUGCUCGCCCAGCAGAUGCAGCUAGCCAAUGCCAUCAUGCCAGGAAGUCAGCUUCAGCCAAUGCCUAUGUUUUCGGUCACGCCAAGCCUUGCAACCAACGCCAGUGCAGCUGCUGCAGCAGCCGCCGCAGCUGCGUUUAAUCCAUACCUGGGCCCAGUGUCUCCUGGACUGAUGCCCGCAGAGAUCCUGCCCAGCGCACCUGUGCUGAUGGCGGGCAGCCCUGCUGUGGGAUCCGUGCCGUCCGCUGCUGCUGCUUCAGCUGCGGCCGCCCAGAAACUCCUCAGAACAGACCGUCUGGAGGUGUGUCGUGAAUACCAGCGUGGCAACUGCUCUCGUGGAGAGACGGACUGCAGGUUUGCCCACCCUGCCGACAGCACAAUGAUCGACCCCAGUGAUAACACCGUGACGGUGUGUAUGGAUUACAUAAAGGGCCGCUGCUCCAGAGACAAGUAUCUAUUGAAUCUCAGUACAGAGUUUUCUAAAACAGAAUGGACUGUAUUUCUGCAUGCCUUAGUCCUGAUAUCCCCCUGUAUACUGCAUUCCAAUGAUUUGUUUUUAUUUGUUUUUUUUCUCACCUACCCAAAAUGCACUGCUGCCCCCAUGAUGCACCUCUGCUUGCUGUUUAUGUUAAUGCGCUUGAACCCCAUUGGCCCAUUGCCAUCAUGUGCUCGCUGCCUGCUAAUUAAGACUCAGUCGGCUGUCAAAUCACUGAAGCGACCCCUCGAAGCCACCUUUGACCUGGGAAUUCCUCACAGUGUCAUGCCACCUUUACCAAAGCGACCUGCGCUUGAGAAAGCCAACGGUGCCACGAGCAUGUUCAGUACUGGCAUGCUCCAGUACCAGCAGGCUUUGGCCAACAUGCAGUUUCAGCAGCAAGCUGCCUUUAUUCCAUCAGUUCCCAUGAUGCACGGCGCUUCCCCGGCCACAGCAACCACAUCUGCCACAAGUGUUCCCUUUGCAUCUGCAUCAGCCAAUCAGGACUCUUCUCUAUCAAAGCUGACUACCAACGAAUACAUGCAAUUGAUUCCAAUAAUAUCUGCAGAGCAUCUGACUAGUCACAAGUACUUGACGCAGAUGUAGUUCCAGUCCACAACAAUCAAAGGAAUGUGCUGUUGCCCCGGACAAAAGGCAAACAAACUAAAUUCUAAAUUUUAACAUCAAGAUCACCGCCUGAUAGAAUAUAAUAUGAAGCUUAGAAUUUGGUCAUAUAUGAUGGUAGGGUUUUACUGGGGUGAAACUGAAUGUCCUUCCACAUAAUGUGUAGAAUUUGAGUGAACUACAUCAUUAUGUCAGACAGGACCACAUUUUUACUCUCAAGCCGGAUUAGUAGGAAAAGUUAUUUUCAUGUCUGACUCAACACCGAUUUGACAUGUUAGUAGACCGAGAGAUAUUUUUUGUGAUUCACACCUUGAUUUUCUUUCCUCGAAAUUUGUCUGAAGGUUUACAAAGUUACAAAAGGUGCACUUUGAAUUGAAAAGCGAAUCGAACGUCAAUAUAUGGCACAAAUAAUCCAGCAAAAUAAUUCAAUGUAUGUAGUUUUCUCUAUCUUUAGUUCAAACUAGAUUGUAAGCGCAGAGUCGAGAAUGACGUAUGAAUGUUUUGGGUAGAAACCGAUCACCUGAGACCUUUCAGAAGCACAUUCUUACAAGCUUUAUGUACCAUAACCACCGGCUGAAUACCAGACACCGACCUAGAGUGUUAUAUCAACUGUUAUUAUGUUUACCAGAGAUUAACGUUUUUUACAGCGCUUGUUUUUAUACAUAAUUUCACAAGUGUGUGGGUUUUUUAUGAAACGUGCCAUUUUUAUUUGUCGAUCAUCCAUUAGGCCUUGUAGAACUAUGAAGCCUUUUUGACUCCUAUGAGAACAGGGUCGCCUUGUUCCUAAUGCCCUGUUUCUUUGUAUUGCCUUGAACGAGAGAAUGUCGCGUUUGAAGGUAAUCGAGAGUCACGUUAGAGAACGUCAAGGUAGCGUAGAUUCGACAGUCACAUGUGGAAACAGAGCGACUGCGUUCCAGUCUUUGCCGCAACGGUGUGAGGACUCUAAAAUUCAUGCUGGAAAAGCACUGCUUGAGUAUUUCGUGACAGAUUGUGAGUUCGAGACUAGGUACACGGAAAGAUGAGGUUAGUGUUGGGUCAGGGUUUGUCUUCAGUUCUCAUCUGUGUUGAUUUUGAGUUGUUUUCGAAUAGUAUGCGACCGCUGGAUGACGUAAAAGAGGAACGGAGAAUAUCAUGAGAUGUUUUUAACAUUAAGUUGUGCCAAAGUCUUUUUUCCUCUUUUUAUUUUUUAUUUAAAUGUGUUUUGACUGGGUAUACUGAUCACGGAAGGUGAAUAAUUUGUGUAGCUUCGUUUUACGUACAAGGCUGCUUGUAAACCAGGAAACGGAUGUUCACAUCAAGGUACCCAAGUUACUGGGGAGGGUUUUAGCGUCACAACCAGACUCAAGAUGAAAUGAAUCCGAGUUCACUUGAGUCUGGAUUUCAGCCUGGUUUAGGUGCACAGACUUGAAAGGAUGCACGCCAUUGCCAUUUCCUCACUUAAAGCCUUAUAUUUCAGUGUUUGAACACAACAUUCAAACAUUCUCUCAAUCACAAAUGGGAAAUUACAGCGGAUGAGAUUUUAUUCUUCACACUUAUUUUACGUGUAUAUUAAUCAUGUUACACUUAACUGUUUUAAAGCCUUUGUUAGAAAUAUAUUGUGUUGUUUGCAUAUAAAGAUUUUGUUUUUGACAUAGAACUGUUUUAGAAUGUAGGAAAUGAAAUAUUGUUUAUCUUACUGUCACUUUCUUUUACAUCAUGUUAAAUUCAUAAUGUUUAGCUAGUAGUGUUGUAUUCUUAAUUCUUCAUGUUAGUUUUCAUGGUAGAAUGUUUGAAAUUUCAAGGAUUUUGGUUUUGAAUUUGUUGAACAAAAUGUUUUAUCUUGUCUUAAAAAAGAGUGAAAAUGACAGAAAGAGAGUUUAUUUGUUGCUAUGCUAAGGUUGAUAUUUUAACCCUUUAUUUUGUGUCGAAUCAAGACCACGUCUACACUUAGCUGGUUAAAGUAUCAAUUGUACAUGCUCGAGUAAAAUAAGUUAUUUUCUACUGUAUGCAUUUCAGAAUUUAAAAAAUCGUCUUGUAAUAUUUCAAAGAAGAAGAAAAAAACAUCCCUCAAUGUCAGGCCAAAAUGUGCAGCAACUUGGCUUCAGAGAUUUCUGAAUAUUUAAAGAUGUAAAACAAAGGAGGGAGGUCACAGGGUCGGGCCUCGAGCUGCAAACCAGAGAGAGAGAGAGCCAUAACUUAAGGGACGAAGGUUGACUUUUUGCACUUCUGUACAUAGUCAAUAUAAAGAAAAGAAAAGGAACAUGUAUAAUAUUGAGAUCUUAUUUUGAAUAAUAAAAGAUUCUAUAACUAUGAGAAAUUUUCUUAGGAUAAUUUAAGAAUUAGAGUAAUAGUCCAGCUAACAAAUGAUGCUUGCAGAAAUAUGGCACAGUUCUUUUAUCAUCAUUUCCGGCCAUCACGUUCAGAAAAAAAUAAUUAUAAUAAAGCUCUGCGUUGCCUGCAUACAGUACCAACACGUACCAAGAGUCUCAAAAAUUGGCAGUACACUCUGCCCCGUCAUGAUUUCCACUGUGGGGAAUUCGGUUUUGUUUACAAAUAGAUACUACACCUUCAAAAACACAGUAUUUGUCAUAUGAUGGACAUAAAUAACUGCAUGAAGAAGAAAAAAUUCUCAUAAUAGAUAAGUACGUAGAUAAGAUAAUUUCUCACAGUAGGCUACCGUAACUAUCAUUGCCACAGCAUAGUGUAAAUCAAGUAUCUCGAUCGAUAUCUGAGCCUCAAUUGAGGCACGUUCGCCGAUAAUCCACCCGAGUAUAACCGUAAGAACAGUACAAUUAUUAAAAAGGCCUUCAAACCGACUCUAGAUGCUAGCAAAAGACGUCCACUUAACCUACGACAACAGAAGAGUUGCUUUGUUGCUUGGUAACGUGCCUUCAGCAGGGAAAGGACACCAACCACACACACACAAAAAAAAAUAAACAAAAUGAAUGUAACUGUCAAAUCCUCCGCUGAGGUCAGAGUUUUACUCAUUUGAGGUUGCUGCACAAGAGCUAUUAAACCAAAGCGUCACUUUCCUUCACUAAACACAAUGCCUAAAAGCUGGUCGGCCGUUGCAGACGGCGAAACCACAGGUGGUCCUGCCUGCUGAAAGCACUUGCUUGGAUGCUUAACGCCCUCCAUGGAAUCUUACACCUGCCCUUUGCUUAUAGUUGCUGUAAGAUAUUGUGCUGCAUUCUAAAAGACUUGUUUUAUGCACAUUUAUUAUUGUUAGAAUUGACUCUUACUGUUAUGAGUAAAAAAAAUCUUAAUAAAACUAAAUGGAUUUGC
Sinocyclocheilus anshuiensis is the source of this 5335-nucleotide messenger RNA. RefSeq names its product muscleblind-like protein 1. The transcript has 12 exons. The record is from RefSeq and is a predicted model, not a curated record. Gene Ontology annotation, cellular component: cytoplasm; nucleoplasm. Gene Ontology annotation, biological process: regulation of RNA splicing. The coding region runs from base 692 to 2053 and encodes 453 amino acids. NCBI's taxonomy places the organism in Eukaryota, Metazoa, Chordata, Actinopteri, Cypriniformes, Cyprinidae. Gene Ontology annotation, molecular function: metal ion binding; RNA binding.